Molecule: messenger RNA, 4244 nt
Organism: Petromyzon marinus (sea lamprey)
Lineage: Eukaryota; Metazoa; Chordata; Hyperoartia; Petromyzontiformes; Petromyzontidae
Product: ubiquitin carboxyl-terminal hydrolase 22-like
Biological process (GO): protein deubiquitination
Molecular function (GO): cysteine-type deubiquitinase activity; zinc ion binding
Source: RefSeq, a predicted model, not a curated record
GGCGGGGUUUGUGGCGGUGCCUUCAGUGGUGAGAAUUCGCCCCGCGCGCGCGCGCGCCUUGCGGGGAAGGAGCUUUUUUUUAAAUUUUUCUGUUAUUAUAUUUUAAUUUAGCCUUUUUUUAAAAAAAAACCCACCACAACACAGCACAACGCAAUUUUCCGGGGUUUUUAGAUUACCAAGAGAAGAGAGAAAAAAAAAGAAGCAAAUCUUGGUAACGAUGAGCUUCUCGGGUUGCCCGCACGUGAGCAGCUUCAAGCAGGAGCCGUGGCGGCAGAGUGUGCGCAUGCUGUACCAGUGGUUCGUCUGGUGCGGGCCCGUGGACGCGAGGCGGCGGAAGGCCCGUUCGUGCGUGUGCCACUUGUGCGGCGCCCACUUUGGCCGCCUGCACGCCUGCCUGCACUGCAUCUACUUCGGCUGCUUCGCCCGUCGUCACAUCCACGAGCACGCGAAGGCCAAGCGUCACCCUCUGUCGAUGGAUCUGUACCACGGCACGGUGUUCUGCCUGCUGUGCCAGGACUACGUUUACGACCGAGACUUAGAGCUCGUGUCUCGGGAGGAACAACGGCGAGCGUGGAGGCUGCAAGGCUUCGGAGAUCGCUACAUUGGCUGGGAACCCUCACGCCGAGAGCUCGAACUCCUCAAGCAGAACCCCAAGCGGCGGAAAAUAUCAGCAAACUGCACCGUCGGUUUGCGUGGGCUGGUGAACCUGGGAAACACGUGCUUCAUGAACUGCAUCGUGCAGGCGCUCACGCACACGCCUCUGCUGCGAGACUUUUUCCUGUCGGAUCGCCACCGCUGCGGCAUGCCCAGCCCCGAGGCCUGCCUCGUGUGCGAGAUGUGUCGCCUGUUCCAAGAGUUCUACUCGGGGUUCCGAUCGCCACACAUUCCGUACCGGCUGCUGCACCUCGUGUGGACGCACGCACGCCACCUCGCCGGGUACGAGCAGCAGGACGCGCACGAGUUCCUCAUCGCCGCGCUCGACGUGCUGCAUCGACACUGCAAGGGUGAUGCCAAUGGGAAGAGGUCAAACAACCCCAACCACUGCAACUGCAUCAUUGACCAAAUCUUCACUGGUGGCCUGCAGUCUGACGUCACCUGUCAAGUGUGCCAGGGCGUGUCCACCACCAUAGACCCCUUCUGGGACAUCUCCCUUGACCUCCCGGGCUCCUCUUCACCUUUCUGGCCGCUCAGCCCCACAGCUGAGAGCGGAAUACCCAACGGAGGGGGCCCCCUCAUCCCUGCGGGGCCGACCACCCUCAACGACUGCUUGCGCAGGUUCACCCGGCCGGAGCAUCUUGGCAGCAGUGCCAAGAUAAAAUGCAACGGCUGCCAUAGUUACCAGGAGUCCACCAAGCAGCUCACCAUGCGGAAGCUGCCUAUUGUCGCCUGCUUUCACCUCAAGAGGUUCGAGCACUCUGCCCGGCUGCGGAGGAAAAUCUCCACCUACGUGUCCUUCCCGCUGGAGCUCGACAUGACGCCCUUCAUGGCUUCCAGCAAGGACAGCAGAGUGAACGGCCAGUACCAAACGGGAGAGAGCACCAAUGAAAACAAGUACUCUCUGUUUGCGGUGGUAAACCACCAGGGCACGUUGGAGAGCGGCCACUACACCAGCUUCAUCCGUCUGCACCGCGACCAGUGGUUCAAAUGCGACGACGCAGUCAUAACGCGCGCCAGCGUCACCGAUGUGCUCGACAGUGAGGGCUACCUGCUGUUUUACCACAAGCAGAUCCUGGAGUACGAGUGACGCUUCUGCGGCACACGUGGGUGGGGGGUGAAGUGUUGCCCCCCACUCCCCGCACUGAUUGACAAGGCUCCUGGCCCACGCGCCUCCCCUUGCCAGUGCUCGCGAGCUGCAUGUCCAACGGAGACCUCUUGCACCGCCACCACGUCAUUUCAAUGUGGACCCCUGCAGCUGCUGCUGCUGCUGCUGCCUACCCCCUGAGCAGUCGCAUGCAUAGCGGAGGAAAAUACGAGCUAAGCACGCUGCUGCUGCUGUUGCACCACCAUCAGCUCCUUAUGUCUGCAAAGUCUGUCAUUUUUUUAGCAUAUUUUUUUUUUUAAAGUAAAUUAUCUGUGAGACACGGUUGUACCGUACUAGUCCCGAUCGCAAACAUCCGGCGCUCUUUGAAUUCGCAUCAUGGAUUACACCAAGGAGGCACGCCCCUGAAUUGGUCAUGCGUGGAGCUUGCGAUUCAAUUCAUUGUUGUGGCAGCUCCUGCAUACCUUGCGGGACAACCCCAGUCGCCAACCCAUGCCCUGGGAACACCACCCAUUGCUCUUGAACGUGACGCGAUACGCCUCACCGCAUUGGCAGCGACAGUUUGUACAUAUUUUUUUUCUCAACUAAAGCAUACUUUGAAGAUACUUGUGUUGAUGCCUUGUUUUGUAGUUUUUUUUUCCCCAUUUCGGGGAUUUAAAUGUAUAAGGAAGAGGGGUCAUUUUUCGUGCUCGUGGUGCGCACGCGCGUAGAUGGAAUGCACUUUCCCCCCCAGGUGAUAUAAUGAAGUCCGUGAACGCAAGUGUAAACUUGGCUUUUGAAUGGACAACCUGCAUGUCACGAUUUUUAAAGGCAGAUAUGAUGCUGCGUUCCUCUGGGCUGUGAAUUAUUAACAAGGACACUUCGUUGGAAAAAAAAAACACAAACGUUUAAGUUUGUAGAAGGAAGCUUUUUGUUCUUAAAAAUCGUAAAAUCUGCUCUACCCUACAGUACUGCGAUUGACUGAAGUUUUAACUUCAGCAUUAAGUGUUGAAUAAUUGUCGUAUUAAAGCUGCUUGUAACCUGCAGUUGCUCAACAGGAUCACUAAUCGUACGAGCAUGGAGUGAUGCCAGGUGUACGCUUGCACGUCCCCGUCAAAUCCGACACGAUGCCUUCGCGUUUGACUCGACUGCGCCUCUGGGAAGUUCCCUACACCCCCUCCACCAAAAGGGAAAAAAUUACAUUCGAGCCAGCAACACACCCUACUCAAAUCUUGUGGAGGUUAUUCAAUGUCCCCCAGGUUAACUUGUUUCGAAACCCAUAAAAAGCAUACGUGUGUGUGGCUUACAAUACCUGGGGUGUGUCAUGUUGGGUUUGUAAACAGGCGGGUUAAGCGGCUGCUGGACUAUGGUGCCAUUUACAAGUCCAAGUGUCAGGUUUAAAAUUAUACUAUUGUGCAUAUGUAUAUACACACAGUACUGGAUAUAAAUGUGUAAUGUGGAAAAAGUUGUCCUGAGUUGAGAACAGCAUAUUCAAAGUAUGCACUGAGAUUUGUUUUCAAAUAUCGUAACUGCCAAUUAUAUUGCCAUUUCACGGUAAAUUUAUUAUAAAAUAUACGUACUAUUUGGUGCAGCUCCCACUCGUAUGGUUUCCUCCAAUUGUUACGAUUACAACUUCUUUCAAGUGUCAAUUCAUGUGCAGGCUGAUAAAUUGAGGGGAAAAAAAAGUGUAAAAUGAGGUACAGUACUUUCUGCAAAUAUGAUGGUGAAUGUCAUGCCACCUUGCCAGUGGGCGCCCUUGACACUAACGCGUCGCGACUCUUGGCGUUUCACAAGUGUGCUCGACCGCGUGUUGGCAACGUUCAACAAUGGCACGUUAGACCUGGUGGGGGCACUUGUUGGUAUAUGACUCCCUUGGAGAGAAGUGUUCGUCUGAACCCAAUGUCUCUUUCACCCCCUCCCCCCAGCCCAUGCUGUCCCCUGUCCCCCGACUUCCAGUCCCAAGAGUGGGGAAUUAACGGUUUUUCCGAGAAUUGAAACUCGAAUCAGCCAAUCUUCAUCUCGGUGUGAAAGCCAUGGGGGAAAAAAACGCCGCCGCUUUUUGUUAACAUUUAUGUAAACAAAAAUGUAAAAAGGGUGAAUUGCAGCAAUCUGGGCAGCGCACUUAAGUGGACCCCCCCCCCCAUAUUUUACAUUUGACACGUGAUAAGACGCAGAAGUCCUGUUUUAGGUUCUGCUAAUGAACACUUGUUUUGUGCUGGCACGUGCAACAUCAGUCUUUAAAAAAAUGAUAAACGAACCCCUUUAAUUGUGGUGAUGACAGACCACUGAGGGGAGUUCUUGGAGUGUGGUUAUAACUUGUGUUGUGGCUCUCCAAAUGUCCCAAUUACAGGUUGCCUGUCAUGCAACCUCGCCAAUUGAGAUCCCCCCCCCCUCAAAAAGUCAUAUGCUGGACAUCAAGUAGGUUACUAAAAUACAUGCCUUUUGGAAUGAAGUGUUUGACAGAUUUUUAAACACGUAUUAAAAUAAAGUGACGGUCAUAAUUCUG